Cavenderia fasciculata is the source of this 135-nucleotide messenger RNA. RefSeq lists its product as uncharacterized. Bases 1 to 135 code for a protein of 44 amino acids. The transcript is spliced from 3 exons. NCBI's taxonomy places the organism in Eukaryota, Evosea, Eumycetozoa, Acytosteliales, Cavenderiaceae. The record is from RefSeq and is a predicted model, not a curated record.
AUGACUUUAACUCUCUCUCUUAAAUGUAGCGGUACUAUUAUUUCUAACAACCAGCAAGCAGAAAAGAAUCAAAAGAAUAAUAAUAAUAAUAAUAAAUAUGGUUGGUAUGAUGAUGGAUGUUUAAGUUUAGUUUGA